AUGGCUCCAGCCUCGCCAAAAGACUCAGACAGCCAAGAACAUGGGGACGACGAGCCGGAGUCUCCAGAAACGAGACCGAACGCCUUGAGCGACACAGCUGCUGAGCAAAGUACGGGUGCAGAGACAAACUUGCAGAACUCUUCAGGAAGUGAGGCGCCCAAACUCCGCUCGCCGGCUGAACUUCCUAGGCAGCAAGAGCAAGAUAUUCUGCCGAAGCAGUCUCAAGCUCCAGUUCAGGCGCCGCCCAGCAUACUCAAGUCCACCCCAGUUGGCCGCAAUCGAGGAUAUUCCCUCAGACGUGCGCUUUUUACGCAGAACGUGCAGAAGCAGAUACCUGACCAUGCGGGGAGCUUCGAGCAGGGUACAUCAAAAGAGGAGAGUCAUGAGAGUGGUUACCGCCCGACAACGGUGACGGUUGAAGAGUCGCAGGAAGAGUCAGAUAGUCGUCCACAGAAGUCUGUGCGACUACCAGACCUCGAGCUUGAGCUGCCUCUCUACCGCCAAUGGAUGGCACAACAGUCUUCGCGAACAACCUUGCCGAGAACAUUCAAGGAUAUCUAUCGCCAGUUCAAGCGCAAGGUUAUUCGGGCUAACGCCAUCACAUCGAGUUUUGACGGGCGGCACGUCAAGGUGAACGUACACGAGACCGAAUUCACGAUCGAUGAGAGGUCCGCAAAGCCGUACAUUGACAAUAUUAUCCGCUCCUGUCGCUACACGCCCUGGAAUUUUGUACCCAAACAGCUUGUGGCCCAGUUCGGAAAACUCGCGAACUUCUACUUCCUGUGUGUCUCUAUCCUGCAAAUGAUACCCGGUCUCAGCACCACUGGCACAUACACCACUAUCAUCCCGUUACUAAUCUUUGUUGCAAUCUCCAUGGCCAAAGAGGGCUACGAUGAUAUAAGAAGACACCGCCUGGACAAGGAGGAAAACGAGCGCACGGCUCAUGUUCUCAGAAUGUCUCCAUCCGGUGGCCCCAGCACCGAAUGGCAGGAGAAGAAAUGGAGCAAUGUGCGAGUAGGCGAUGUUGUGCUGUUGAACAGGAACGACGGCAUCCCUGCAGAUCUAGUACUUCUUCACGCCAACGAACCGAUCGAUACAGCUUACGUCGAAACAAAAAGUCUUGAUGGAGAAACAAAUCUCAAAUCGAAGAAGCCCUUGGCCGACAUUCGUGAGGCAUGCCAGGAUCCAGAAUCUAUCUCCCGACUGGCAGCCGAAUUUGUGGUGGAAGAUCCCAACCUCGAUCUCUACAAAUUCGACGGCAGGGUAGCAAUUGACGGCAAUACGCUGCCAUUAACCAAUUCCGAAAUCCUGUACCGUGGCAGCGUACUGCGCAAUACGCCGUCCGCGGUUGGCCUGGUCAUCUACUCGGGUGAAGAAUGCAAGAUCAGGAUGAACGCCAACAAGGCACCGCGCACAAAGGCGCCGGCUUUACAAGCUAAGGUCAACAGAGUGGUCAUUUUUGUCGCGUCGCUUGUCUUCUUCAUGGCCAUCAUACUGACUGUGGCAUAUCAAAUCUGGCGCCGAACGACAGAGAACAAGUCAUGGUACCUUCAGGAUGCGAGGGUGCCUUUCGGCCAAGUGCUCACCUCCUUCAUCAUUAUGCUGAACACCAUGCUGCCAUUGAGCUUGUAUGUGUCGCUCGAAAUUGUCAAGGUCAGUCAGAUGUUCUUGAUGAACGAUGUGGACAUGUACGACCCGGAGUCGGAUACUCCAAUGGAACCACACACUUCGACCAUCAACGAAGAGCUCGGGCAGGUCUCUUACAUCUUCUCGGACAAGACAGGGACACUUACGAAUAACUCGAUGAAGUUUCGAAAGUUGAGCAUCGCCGGUACUGCAUGGCUGCAUGACCUCGAUCUGCAAGAGGAGGCGGCCUAUGAAGCUGGACCUCAGCGACUAAGACACAAGAAGCGAGGCGGCAAAGGGAAGGACCCUGACACCGAGAAGAAGCAAAGGAUGUCUUUCCCAAAGCUAUUGCUCAAAUCCACCACGUCGACUGUUAUCUAUGGAGAGGAUCAACAGACGCGGGAUGCAGCAGACGCGGCGUGGAGACCAUCCAAUGGCAUCAACAUGACGCUAGAAGCCGGUAAGACGCAAGACAUGCUCGAGUACAUUUACCGCCGGCCGCAUACCGUUUUCGCCCGAAAGACGCGAUUCUUCCUGCUCUCAUUAGCGCUUUGCCACACUUGUAUUCCGGAGAAAGAUGACGAGGGCGAGAUCACUUAUCAAGCCGCGUCGCCUGACGAGCUAGCCUUAGUGAAGGCAGCCCAAGAUUUGGGGUAUAUUGUGACCGAUCGGCAGGCUAAAAGUGUGACGGUCAAAACAUUCGCCGACAGGGAUGAGGCUUCUCCGAUCUAUGAGACGUACGAGGUUCUGGAUGUGAUCGAAUUCUCCAGUACGAGAAAGCGGAUGUCAACAGUAGUCCGCCUCCCUGACAGACGUAUCUGCCUUAUCAUAAAGGGCGCGGACAAUACCAUCCGGAAGCUCCUACGCCUGUCAGAUCUGGCUGCGACCGAAGUGCAGGCGGUGGAAAGGCGUGCCAGUCAGCGAAAGAGUGUUGAGGCGCAGGAGGCGUUGAGGAGGCGUAGCUCUCAGAUGAACCGGACAUCAGGACCCAUUCACGGGUUUGACACCAUUUCUCCACGACCGAGUGGCUUAUCCUUUGACCGUUCUCGAACCGCUCGGGACAGCAUUGAUCAGUGGCUGAAAGAUCAGGAGAACGAACCAAGCACGUCCCAGCACCGCAAGAGUUCUCAAUUCUAUUCACCUCGACCUUCCCUACAACUUCUUUCUCGGAAAUCCGAGAGCUAUAGCGGCAAAGCGCAUUACUCGCCUCAAAUCACACCUCGUCCGUCUAUACAAGUGGAUGGCACAGAGGACCUUGUUGAGGAAAGCCUCGUAGUUGACGACCAUGCUGUCUUCGAACGAUGUUUCCAACACAUUGAUGACUUUGCGACUGAGGGCUUGCGUACUCUUUUGUAUGCAUAUCGAUAUUUGACGGAAAAUGAAUACAGUGAGUGGAAGCAGAUCUAUUUGUCGGCAACGACGAGCAUGACAGACCGGCAAGAAAAGAUCGAGCGUGCAGCAGAGCUGCUCGAGACCAAGCUGGAGUUGCUAGGAGCCACUGCGAUCGAGGACAAGCUCCAAAAAGGAGUCCCCGAUGCCAUUGAGCGAUUUCGGAGAGCAGGUAUCAAGAUGUGGAUGCUUACCGGCGACAAGCGGGAGACAGCCAUCAACAUUGGCCAAUCAUGUCGACUUAUCAAGCAAUAUUCCACGGUUAUAGUCCUGGACCAUGAGCUUGGGGAUCUUCACAGCCGGAUGGCCGACGCAUUUGCCCGCAUGGGCGAGGAGAAGACGGCACACUCUGUCUUGGUCAUUGACGGCCAAACUCUCGCCAUCAUUGAUGCAGACAAGGCUGCAAAGGCGCUCUUCACAGAUAUCGCCAUCCGUGCCGACUCUGUGAUAUGUUGUCGGGCUUCCCCGAGUCAAAAAGCGUCGCUCGUCGCCACUAUCCGAACCAAAGUCAAGGGCUCCGUAACCCUAGCGAUCGGUGAUGGCGCGAAUGAUAUCGCUAUGAUCCAGGAAGCGCAUGUCGGAAUCGGCAUUGCUGGCAAAGAAGGCCUCCAGGCCGCACGGACCUCUGACUACUCGAUCGCGCAAUUUCGCUUCUUGUUAAAACUGCUGUUGGUCCAUGGACGCUGGAACUAUGUGCGAGUCUGCAAGUAUCUCCUCGGCACCCUGUGGAAGGAAAUGCUUUUCUACCUCUGCCAAGCCUUGUUUCAACGGUGGAACGGUUAUACUGGGACAAGUCUAUACGAACCCUGGAGUCUCUCCAUGUUCAACACCCUAUUCACUUCUCUCCCGGUGAUCUUCAUGGGAGUCUUUGAGAAGGAUCUAUCGGCAUCGACCCUGUUAGCGGUUCCCGAACUGUACAACAUUGGCCAGAAGAAUCGAGGCUUCAACUUCCGAGCCUACGUCAGAUGGUGUACACUAGCUGCUUGCGAAGCCGUCCUUGUGUACUUCUUGGUUCACGAGAUUUACGGCCUGGCAUGGUUCACGCGAGAUCAAGAGCUUUACGCCUUUGGGGACCUGGUCUACUCUAUCUGCGUCAUCGUUAUUUCGCUCAAGAUGCAGUUCAUCGAGCUGCACAACAAAUCGCUGCCGGCCGCCAUUGCUAUCUUCUUGUCAGUCGCUGGGUGGUGGCUGUGGAACCUGAUACUGUCCUGCAUAUACCCCUUCAGUCCUAUCUACAACGUGAACCAUGCAUUCUUGGACAGAUUUGGGCGCAAUCCUUUGUGGUGGGUGACUUUGAUAUUGACUGUGGCGGCGGUCUGUUUGGUCGAAUUCACGAUCAAGACGGUCAAAGUUACAGUCUGGCCGAGUGAUGUGGAUGUCUUCCAGGGUUUUGAGCAGGAUCGAGAGGUGCGCAAGCGAUUUGAAGAGGCCUCUGCUGAGCUGCUGCAGCAAGGAUGGGAUAGAGGGACCAAGAGGUCGGGCCUGCAAAUUGCGCGCGAGACCGCUGAGCAGGCAGAACGAGAGGCGCAAGUUGAAGAGCUACUCAAGAAGCCUCGAGGCUUGACGACCGAAAGAAGGCCAAAUACGAAAAGGAAGGAAACGGGAUUUAGCAUGAAGUCGAGCACCAGCACGAAGCGACAGCAGAACCCGAUGGACGGGAGUCACGAAAUGAUCCAAGUCCAACAUCCUCCACCGGGACGGAAAUCGAUCGACAUUGGGGAACUAUUCAGCAAAGGAUAUGGCGCUGUGCACGGGAGUUAG
Messenger RNA from Cladophialophora yegresii CBS 114405, 4776 nucleotides. RefSeq lists its product as uncharacterized. Gene Ontology annotation, molecular function: magnesium ion binding; ATPase-coupled intramembrane lipid carrier activity; ATP binding. NCBI's taxonomy places the organism in Eukaryota, Fungi, Ascomycota, Eurotiomycetes, Chaetothyriales, Herpotrichiellaceae. Gene Ontology annotation, biological process: phospholipid translocation; endocytic recycling; intracellular protein transport. Gene Ontology annotation, cellular component: plasma membrane. The coding region runs from base 1 to 4776 and encodes 1591 amino acids. The record is from RefSeq and is a predicted model, not a curated record. The transcript has a single exon.